Fimicolochytrium jonesii is the source of this 2330-nucleotide messenger RNA. RefSeq names its product Sec63 Brl domain-containing protein. Lineage: Eukaryota; Fungi; Chytridiomycota; Chytridiomycetes; Spizellomycetales; Powellomycetaceae. Gene Ontology annotation, molecular function: RNA binding; transmembrane protein transporter activity. The record is from RefSeq and is a predicted model, not a curated record. The transcript has 11 exons. Gene Ontology annotation, biological process: SRP-dependent cotranslational protein targeting to membrane; post-translational protein targeting to endoplasmic reticulum membrane. Bases 1 to 2067 code for a protein of 688 amino acids. Gene Ontology annotation, cellular component: Sec62/Sec63 complex.
AUGGCUCAAUACGCAUACGACGAGACGGGUGCCGUCUUCAACUACUUUGUCUUGACCGUCCUCGCUUUCGUCCUCUUUCCGUACACUUUUUCCGGACUGUUUUCAAGAGGAAACGGUGCAACGGCCGCAGAUGGGUGCAACUGCGACCAAUGUCAGCAAAAGCGCGUCCGAUUAGCGCUUGCAAAGAAGAAGGAGACCCCUCUGAUAUCGACGAGGUUCAUCCUCCUGGCCCUUGGAUGGACGCUCUUCGGAUUCGUGUUAUACUCGGCCGCCACCACCUCACUCGAAGAGAAAGGGAUUUGGGAUCCUUACAAGGUCCUCGGAUUGGAGCCUGGAGCCAGUGUUGAAGACGUGAAGGCUGCCAAAAGAGGGCUCUUUUUCAAAUAUCAUCCGGACAAAAACCCUGACAGGGAGGAAUGGGCAGCAGAGCAGAUGGCGGAGGUCAACAAGGCUCUGAAGACGUUGACGAACGAUGAGGCUCGCAAGAACUGGGAGGAGUGGGGUCACCCCGACGGCAAACAAUCCUUCCAGCUUGGGUUGGCGUUGCCCAAGUGGCUGGUGGAGGAGUCCAACAGCUUCAAAGUUCUGUUCGUCUACACCGCCGUCUUCAUGGUUCUCUUGCCGGCUUUGGUGGCACGCUGGUGGAGCAAGGCGAAGGUGAUGAACAAGGAUAAGAUCCUGAACCCGACAAUGGGGAAAUUCUACCGGGACCUGAAAGCAUCCAUGGGCUUCAAACCUCUGAUGGAGCUCAUCGCCAAGGCGGACGAGUUCUACACGACCAUAAGCUUGGACCCGCGGGACAAUGCCGCGUUGGAGAAGCUGAACGCCAAAGUCAAAAGCGUGAUGGAGGAAACAACAUCCGACAGGUGGAACAAGAAGGUUGGCACAGCAAAGGACGCGGCAACAGCCAUGCAGCAGAAGGUGUACCUCCUGCUGGUGUCGCACAUGCUUCGAAUCGUACCCUCGGAUGCCAAGCUUGCCAAUGAACAAAGGAUCGUCGCCGAGACCAGCGCCACGCUUAUCGGCGGCCUUCUGCAGAUUGCGCAGUCGCGCCAGUGGCUAAACAUUGCGCUGGCGGUUGUUGAUUUGGGUCAGAUGAUCUCUCAAGCGCUGUAUAUCCACCAGUCGCCGAUUUUGCAACUGCCGAAUAUCACAGCUGAUAAACUCAAGCACUUCAAAUCGAAGAAGCGAGAGGUCACGACUAUCCGGGAUUUACUGGAAAAGGACGAGAAGGAACAAGCGCGACUGCUUGAGUUCUUGUCUGAAGGGGAGAAGGAGAAGACUCUCUCUGUUGCCGAACAGUACCCUUUGCUGAGGAUAACGAAGGCGAAGUUUUCAGUCCUUGGCGAGCCCGCGAUCAUACCCAAUGCCAUCGUCACCCUCAUCGUCAAACUCGACCUCGCGAGCCCCUCCGAGAUCCACACCGACAUCAAACUCUCCGCCUCCACCACCCCCGAAGACGACGAUGAAGACGACUCCAAAGAACCCUCCGUAAACUGGUGGGACACCUCCAAACCGCCCACACGGAUCGCCCACGCGCCGUACUACCCGACCGAGAAGCGGCCCGUGUGGUGGAUCUAUUUCGGGGACAUGAACCAGAACAGGUUGAUUACGGUCGCCAAAGUGAAUGAUCUGAUCAAGGAGAAGGUGGUACGCCUGCAGUUCCAGGCCCCCCCACGCCCGGGCAGCUGGGAUUUCCAGGUGUUUGUGAAGAGUGAUUCCCAUGUUGGGUGUGACGCACUUUGUGAAUUGAAGCUGGUCGUACAACCCCCCGAAGCAGCCCCGCUAAUCGAAGAAGACGACGACAUCUCCGAACCCGAAGAAGACUCCCUCGCCGGCCAAAUGGCGGCCAUGAAAUCCGGCGGCGCGCCACCCCCUCGCAGAUCAAAAUCCAACGGGAAAACCAACGGACAUGCCGCCGAUGACGAUGACAGCAGUGACGAUGAGAGUAGCAGUGAGAGCGAGGAGGAGGAACGGGCGCCGGUUCGGAAGGGAAGGAAGAAGGAGCGGGAGACGGGCGGGGAGAGUGAUUAUGAGGAUUCGGAGAGUAGUGGGGAUGAUGAGUAGUGAUGCAUUCCCCUGUUCCUUGUGAACCCCACCUCGGGCAUUUCAUACCGCUUGUGUGAUUACUUAUUCCCAUGAUGUUUUUUCUUCAUUCCAUACUUCUGCAGAAACUGUGUAUACUUGUCUCUGUGUGUUCUUAUCCCAUUCAUUUUGUUUGAUUAUCAUGUUUUCGAGUGUCUUGGCGAUGUGUGGUCGAUAAACUUACUGAGACCUGUGAGCGCAUUCCUUCCGAGACCUUCGGACCACUUCUAACCUUCCCACUAUCA